AUGGCUCCGCUCGAGGUCUUGAUGGUCGGUACGGGCGAGUACACGACAGGAUUUGUUGGCGGCGGCGCGUCCAAGUCGGACAAGAAAGUCGGCGUCGUAGGCCUGACUCUAUUCGAUCUUCGCAGACGGGGAAAGGUUGGCAAGCUGUCCAUGGUCGGUGUCUCGGGCGGCAAAUUCCCGGCCAUACGCGAGCAUCUCCAGAAGAACAUAUCCGAGGCCUACAACGGGCUUGAUGUUUCGUUUGAAGAAUUCCCCAAGGAUGGCAAGACCGACCCUGAAUCAUACAAGACCGCAAUUGAUGCACUUCCCAAAGGCAGUGCCAUCACCAUCUUCACCCCUGACACGACUCACUACCCAAUCGCUUUGUAUGCAAUUGAACGCGGCAUUCACGUUCUCAUCACGAAGCCUGCCGUCAAGCUUCUCGAGCACCACCAACAGCUUCUCGCUGCGGCAAAGAAGCACAAUGUCUUUGUAUACGUUGAGCACCACAAGCGAUACGACCCCGCUUAUGCGGACGCGCGUUUCAGGGCCCAAAAGCUGGGUGACUUCAACUACUUCUACUCGUACAUGAGUCAGCCAAAGAGCCAACUGGAGACUUUCAAGGCAUGGGCGGGCAAAGACAGCGACAUAUCAUACUACCUCAACUCGCACCACAUUGACAUCAACGAAUCCAUGGUACCAGGGUACAAGCCAGUCCGUGUCAUGGGUAGCGCAGCAAAGGGCAUUGCAACCGAUCUAGGCUGCGACCCUGCGACCGAAGACACCAUCACCCUCCUCACAGACUGGGUCAAGCGGGACGACCCAAGUAGGCGCGCGACUGGUGUGUACACAGCGGGAUGGGCAGCACCACAAAAGGCCGGUGUACACUCGAAUCAGUACUUCCACUACAUGGCGGCGACGGGCGAGAUUCGCGUCAACCAGGCCAAGCGCGGCUACGACGUGACUGACGACGAAAACGGUCUUCUCUGGUACAAUCCAUUCUACAUGAAGUACGCCCCUGACGAGGAGGGCAACUUUGCUGGCCAAAUCGGCUACGGCUACAUUUCGUUUGAAAAGUUCAUCGAUGCGGUCAACGCAUUGAAUGAAGGCAAGGUGACACUCGAACAGCUCGACGCCCGUCCACUGCCUACACUCAAGAACACCAUUGCCACCACCGCCAUCCUCGAAGCCGGCCGCCGAUCACUGGAUGAGAAGCGACCGAUUGAGAUCAUCGAGGAGAAUGGCGUGUGGUCUCUGCAGUAG
Plenodomus lingam JN3 is the source of this 1242-nucleotide messenger RNA. RefSeq lists its product as uncharacterized. Gene Ontology annotation, cellular component: cytoplasm. Gene Ontology annotation, molecular function: oxidoreductase activity; nucleotide binding. Gene Ontology annotation, biological process: NADPH regeneration. The record is from RefSeq and is a predicted model, not a curated record. Lineage: Eukaryota; Fungi; Ascomycota; Dothideomycetes; Pleosporales; Leptosphaeriaceae.